AUGGAAGACGACAAUGUCGAAGAGUGUUCGUGGCAGAAAAGCGAGGUGCACUGGCAGAACAAGGUAGAGUUCCAGGAAGCGACGCCAAGAGAAGGUCAGCCACCGGACCAAGAGUUGAAGAGGGCCGUUGGGUUCCGGACCCGAGCCUCCAGGACUUCACCCGACCGGGGCCUCCUGCCAACCUGUUCCUGGGCGUCGCCAGUCUACCUGAUCGUGAACUGCUGCUCGAGGCUGGCGACCUUCUGCGCCCGUGGGCAGAACGAGAGCAGUCGAGCUACGGGCCCGAGUUCUACGCCCAGCUGCCUGGCCAGAACGCCGCUGCCAUCUGCCCGUGCCGCCAGCCGCCUACCUUCCCUCUCCAAACCAGAGCUACUGCACUCUGGUGGCCCGUUCAUCCACCGAUCCCGUCGACAUGGUGCUUUCAAGUCAUGGAAAGAAAAAGUUGAAAAAGAUACCCGGAGCCGCUAUGUUGUCACGACAAGCGCCAAAAAGGGAAGCCCCCAAGGAAAGGAAACAACAUAUUACAGCUGCCAUCGGUCUGGAACGUUCGUACCACAAGGCACAGGUAAAAAGAAACAGCCACCAAGCCUUAAGUGUGGCAGGAGAUGUUUUGCUGGCAUGACUGUCACCAAAAGCAACACAGGGGUAAAUGUUGUAUUCCAAAGCAAGCACAGAGGCCACGACUUUGAACUGCGACAUGUUCUUCUCUCCAAGACAGAAAGAAGUGCUAUUGCAGCUAAGCUGCAAGAAGGCGUGUCAUUGGAUGCGGUUUUGGACGGUGUAAGGCAACACUUGGAUGGGACUUUUCAACGUGUGAACUUGCUUACCCGCCAGGACUUGCACAACAUCAUGCGUGACAACAACAUCAUUAAUCACGAGCGUCUCCACAGCAAUGACUAUAUUAGCGUCCAGCUAUGGGUGGAGCGGAUGCAUGCAGAGAAGGACAAUCCAGUAUUAUUUUUCAAGCACCAGGGCCAGCCAGACAAAGCCGACAUUCUUGACCGACCACCUCACGACCUUCUUGAUGAAAAGGAUUUCAUGCUGGCCAUUAUGACGGAGCCCCAGCAAGAGCUGUUUAAGAAGCUCGGCACUGACCGUGUCUGCAUAUAUGGCACCCAUGGAACAACAGGCUUUGACUUCCAACUCGUCACAGUCCUUGUCGUGGAUGAAUUUGGCACGGGAUUUCCCGUAGCUUAUUGCAUCACCAACCGCACAGACCGAAAGGCCAUGGCAACAUUUUUCGCAUCGAUCAUGUCUAAAACUGGGCAAAUAGCAGCAAACGUUUUCAUGACAGAUGAUGCUCCCUCAUUCUACAAUGCCUGGACUGAAGUAAUGGGACCGCCUCAACAUCGGCUGUUGUGUGCGUGGCACGUUGACAAAAACUGGCGUGAGAGUGCCAACAAGUACAUCCAAGACAAAACCCUGAGGGCUUUCACCUACAAGGUGAGUGCAACAGCGGCCAACCGCUGUGCAAGGACGUCUGGUUCAAGAACUAUGGAGUGUGUGACAAAUGGAAACCAGGCUUGGGAGUCCACCGAAGGCUCACGAAUGGAACGGUAA
This is a messenger RNA of Dermacentor silvarum, 1560 nucleotides long. RefSeq lists its product as uncharacterized. NCBI's taxonomy places the organism in Eukaryota, Metazoa, Arthropoda, Arachnida, Ixodida, Ixodidae. Bases 1 to 1560 code for a protein of 519 amino acids. The record is from RefSeq and is a predicted model, not a curated record. The transcript is spliced from 7 exons.